GCAGACGCCUGCGAGCAGGUUGUUGUUUUUAUAAGAGGCGUCAUUGGCGCCCGAGCUGUGACCGCCGCCACUGGGGCAGCCAGCACAAUUGGGCGGAGGUGGCGUUGCCCCUUCAGGUACUGUACUAGGCGGGCUUAGACCCCGGGAGGGGGUUUGUGCCGACUGUCUGAGUCCCUGGCCGACACCCUCGGCUCAGUAGAGGAGCAGUGGCGUGGUCCGCCUCCUAGGCUGGGGCUGCUCGGGCGGGGACUUGACGCCUGGCGUCAGCGGCCGCACGGGCGACCUCCUCGGGCCGUGCGCGAGUCCACAGUCCCGGAGGCCCGAGCUGGCCCCUGGGGCAUCCGGUCCGGUGGUCUUGCAGCCUCCAAACCCUGAGCUGCGCGCCAACAGUGGGAGAGCGGACGGCCUGGGGCACCCUCCUUCCUUCACUGGGCAGGCUCUGAGGUGCUGGUCGGUCUGGACUGAUGAAAAUCCAUAUGACCUGAAAGAUGUCUGAAAAUUCCAGUGACAGUGAUUCAUCUUGUGGUUGGACUGUCAUCAGUCAUGAGGGGUCAGAUAUAGAACUGUUAAAUUCUGUGACAGCCGCUGACAGCUGUGAGCCCACCCCAGAAUGUUCAUCUUUAGAGCAAGAGGAACUUCAAGCAUUGCAGAUAGAGCAGGGAGAAAGCAGCGAAAAUGGCACAGUGCUUAUGGAAGAAACUGCUUAUCCAGCUUUGGAGGAAACCAGCUCAACAAUUGAGGCAGAGGAAGAAAAGAUACCUGAAGACGGUAUCUAUAUUGGAACUGCCAGUGAUGAUUCUGAUAUUGUUACCCUUGAGCCACCUAAGUUAGAAGAAAUUGGAAAUCAAGAAGUUGUCAUUGUUGAAGAAGCACAGAGUUCAGAAGACUUUAACAUGGGCUCUUCCUCUAGCAGCCAGUAUACUUUCUGUCAGCCAGAAACUGAAAGGUGGUGGGAGAAGCUGUGGAAGAUUCCUGAGUGCAUAUGGGGAUGGGAUGAUCAGCUGAAACACCAUGUUCCUAGCCAACUCACUUUCCAAGUAUUUUCAUCUCAGCCUAGUGACGAUGAAUCAAGUAGUGAUGAAACCAGUAACCAGCCCAGCCCUGCCUUUAGACGACGCCGUGCUAGGAAGAAGACUGUUUCUACUUCAGAAUCUGAAGACCGGCUAGUUGCUGAACAAGAAACCGAACCUUCUAAGGAGUUGAGUAAACGUCAGUUCAGUAGUGGUCUCAAUAAGUGUGUUAUACUUGCUUUGGUGAUUGCAAUCAGCAUGGGAUUUGGACAUUUCUAUGGCACAAUUCAGAUUCAGAAGCGUCAACAGUUAGUCAGAAAGAUACAUGAAGAUGAAUUGAAUGAUAUGAAGGAUUAUCUUUCCCAGUGUCAACAGGAACAAGAAUCUUUCGUUGAUUAUAAGUCAUUGAAAGAAAAUCUUGCAAGGUGUUGGACACUUACUGAAGCAGAGAAGAUGUCCUUUGAAACUCAGAAAACAAACCUUGCUACAGAAAAUCAGUAUUUAAGAAUAUCUCUGGAGAAGGAAGAAAAGGCCUUAUCCUCAUUACAGGAAGAGUUAAACAAACUAAGAGAACAGAUUAGAAUAUUGGAAGAUAAAGGGACAAGUACUGAAUUAGUUAGAGAAAAUCAGAAACUUAAGCAGCAUUUGGAAGAGGAAAAGCAGAAAAAACACAGCUUUCUUAGUCAAAGAGAGACUCUGUUGGCAGAAGCAAAGAUGCUAAAGAGGGAACUGGAGAGAGAACGACUAGUAACUACGGCUUUAAGGGGGGAACUCCAGCAGUUAAGUGGUAGUCAGUUACAUGGCAAGUCAGAUUCUCCCAAUGUAUACACUGAAAAAAAGGAAAUAGCAGUCUUACGGGAAAGACUCUCUGAGCUGGAACGGAAGCUAACCUUCGAACAGCAGCGUUCUGAUUUGUGGGAAAGAUUGUAUGUUGAGGCGAAAGAUCAAAGUGGAAAACAAGAAACGGAUGGAAAAAAGAAAGGGGGCAGAGGAAACCACAGGGCUAAAAAUAAGUCAAAGGAAACAUUUUUGGGUUCAGUUAAGGAAACAUUUGAUGCCAUGAAGAAUUCUACCAAGGAGUUUGUGAGGCAUCACAAAGAGAAAAUUAAGCAGGCUAAAGAAGCUGUGAAGGAAAAUCUGAAAAAAUUCUCAGACUCAGUUAAAUCCACUUUCAGACAUUUUAAAGAUACCACCAAGAAUAUCUUUGAUGAAAAGGGUAAUAAAAGAUUUGGUGCUACAAAAGAAGCAGCUGAAAAAGCAAGAACAGUUUUUAGUGACUAUUUACAUCCACAGUAUAAGGCACCUACAGACAACCAUCAUAAUAGAGGCCCUACUAUGCAAAAUGAUGGAAGGAAAGAAAAGCCAGUUCACUUUAAAGAAUUCAGGAAAAAUACAAAUUCAAAGAAAUGCAGUCCUGGGCAUGAUUGUAGAGACAAUUCUUAUUCUUUCAGAAAGGCUUGUUCUGGUGUAUUUGAUUGUGCUCAACAAGAGUCCAUGAGCCUUUUUAACACAGUGGUGAAUCCUAUAAGGAUGGACGAAUUUAGACAGAUAAUUCAAAGGUACAUGUUAAAAGAACUGGAUACUUUCUGUCACUGGAACGAACUUGAUCAGUUCAUCAAUAAGUUUUUCCUAAAUGGUGUCUUUAUACAUGAUCGGAAGCUCUUCACUGACUUUGUUAAUGAUGUUAAAGAUUAUCUUAGAAACAUGAAGGAAUAUCAAGUAGAUAAUGAUGGAGUAUUUGAGAAGUUGGAUGAAUAUAUAUAUAGACACUUCUUUGGUCACACUUUUUCCCCUCCAUAUGGACCCAGUCGACCUGAUAAAAAGCAACGUAUGGUAAAUAUUGAAAACUCCAGGCAUCGAAAACAAGAACAGAAGCACCUUCAGCCACAGCCUUAUAAAAGGGAAGAUUUGAAGAGAUUUCCUGGAUGUGGAGUGUGGCUUCCGAAACCACCUUUUCCUUGUGCUGUAUUUGUUGCAACAAUGUUUAGGAGAUUGACACUUUCACACCUGCUUUUUACCACUAUCCUUGGAAUUGCUGGAGGAGUAUAUAUUUUUCAACCAGUAUUUGAACAGUAUACCAAAGAUCAGAAGGAAUUAAAGGUGCAGUUGGUACAAGAAUCAGAAGAGAAGAAAAGUUAAUACUACAUUGAGUUAGGCCAGGCGCGGUGGCUCACUCCUGUAAUCCCAGCACUUUGGGAGGCCGAGGCAGGUGGAUCACGAGGUCGGGAGUUCGAGACCUGCCUGACCAACAUGGUGAAACCCUGUCUCUACUAAAAAUAUGAAAAUCAGCCGGGCUUGGUGGUGUGCACAUGUAAUCCCAGCUGCUCGGGCGGCUGAGGCAGGAGAAUUACUUGAACCUGGGAGACGGAGGUGGCACUGAGUUGAGAUCACGCUGCUGCACUCCAGCCUGGGCGACCGAGCGAGACUCCAUCUCAACAAAAAGAAAACAAAUACUUCAUGAAGUUGAACCGUAAUAAUUGCUUAAAGUUCCAUUGUAAUUAUUUUAACUUUAAUCUAGCAAAAACAUAGAUGUAUUUAAAAAUAAAUCAUGGAUAAUGAUUUUUUAACCUAA
This is a messenger RNA of Macaca mulatta (Rhesus monkey), 3582 nucleotides long. NCBI's taxonomy places the organism in Eukaryota, Metazoa, Chordata, Mammalia, Primates, Cercopithecidae. The record is from RefSeq and is a predicted model, not a curated record.